Gambusia affinis (western mosquitofish) is the source of this 2130-nucleotide messenger RNA. It is a transcript of the gene bnip1a, whose product is annotated as BCL2 interacting protein 1a. Gene Ontology annotation, biological process: retrograde vesicle-mediated transport, Golgi to endoplasmic reticulum. NCBI's taxonomy places the organism in Eukaryota, Metazoa, Chordata, Actinopteri, Cyprinodontiformes, Poeciliidae. Gene Ontology annotation, molecular function: SNAP receptor activity. Gene Ontology annotation, cellular component: endoplasmic reticulum; SNARE complex. The transcript is spliced from 6 exons. The record is from RefSeq and is a predicted model, not a curated record. The coding region runs from base 190 to 876 and encodes 228 amino acids.
UGCAACGGGAUUCUAACAAACGUAAGCAAAACUGAUUAUAAUGGCUAAAAAAAAACGUUUGAAACAUGUACGAGGUACUUUUAAAUAUCAAGAAAAAAUAACAAUUUUAAGUACUGAUUGUCCGUUUCAUAUUUGUAUGAAACGGGCAGCUUCCUGCUUGCCGUAGUUGUAGCCGGCUACGUUGGCAACAUGGCGACUUCGGAUGUCCACGUCCGAGUGUGUGAGCAAGAAAUUCUCAAAUAUGACUUGGAAAUCAAGGCUCUCAUCCAGGACAUUACGGAGUGCGACGGCCCUCAGAGCAAGCUGACAGAAAUAAACACAGACGUGAAAAAGCACUUUCACAACCUCAGAUUAAGGAUUCAGGACUUUGAGCGGAUGGCGAUGGAGCAAGACAGAGAGUCGGACAAGCAGGCGUUGCUCAGUCAAGUAGAGGGACACAGAAAGCAGAUGCUGAGCAACCAGACGGCCUGGAGGAAAGCCAACCUCGCCAGCAAACUGUCCAUGGACAAAAUGGAAAAGCAGGCGCUGCUUAAUGGAGCCGAUGGCGCUGUGAGGAAGAGGAAGAUGACCAAAGAGGGCCUCGCCCAAAGUGCCGGCGACAUUACAGAGAAUCUCAUGAGCAUCAGCCGGAUGAUGGCCCAGCAGGUUCAGCAGAGCGAAGACUCCAUAACAACGCUAGCAACCUCGUCGAGAACGAUUCAAGAGACAAACGAGGAGUUCAAAGCCAUGACUGGCACCAUUCAGCUGGGCAGGAAGCUCAUCACCAAGUACAACCGCAGGGAGCUCACUGACAAGCUGCUCAUCUUCUUGGCGUUGGCUCUGUUCUUUGCAACGGUUCUCUACAUCCUCAAAAAGAGGCUGUUCCCUUUCUUAUAGACCAGAAGCUUCGGAGGAUCCCUCCUGAAUCCAGAUGCAUUUCCCUCCAUAGCUGGCCUACAUUCGCUGUGAAUCCCACGCUGCUUUGCUCUUACAUUUGUCACACUAAAGAAAACAAUGCUUUAAAUGUAAAUCUGUGGUUUAAUGACCAGUUAGAUUGCAAUGUGUUUAUGCGUCAUUAUUUCCAAGUGUCUGUUUUGGUUCUUAAAUUAUCUUAGAGGUGUAAAGACCGUGCAAAUCACAAGCAAAACGCAUUUUUUAUUUUUUUUUUCUCUCCAUCAGACAAUUAGUCUAUAGUCUGAUAAAAGUUCUGAAACUGCAAUAGUUUGUAAUAUUGUCGAUUAAUUUUAAAUGGUAACCUGACAUUCACAUGCAUGUGCAUUUUGGAAGCAAAUCCAGAGCUGAAUAUUUAUGUGCAGCUGAGUUUGUCAGUUUUUAUUAUGCAUUAAGAGAUAAGCAACUUGCCGAAACACUUGAACCUUUUUGUGUCAAUGCUGUUCGUCACCAACUUCUGUAUAAUUUAUCACUGCUAAAAAGUGUCCUGAUUUUCUGAAUUGCCAUGUUGAAUAUUGUCACCUUCAUAAAAUAAUGGCUUAAUUCAUUUAUUCCCAAAAGUGAUUUUUGACAAAAAAAACCCCAAAAACAUAAUACCUCUUUAUUGGCAGAAGAUGAUUUAGGCAAGAAAAGAAAAAAAAUAAAUAACUUCUGGCGAAAAAAGACACGGACCAUUAUUUUAUGAAGGUCACAAAAUGUCUUACUUCAGGUCCUGUUCUCUGUUUAUUUUUUAAAUCUAAAUUUUUUUUUUGAGGGACCGCACUUAUUUCAGGCUUCAUUCCUGCUUCAAACUUAGCAGGGUUUUUUUUUUUUUUAUGUGCUGCUCUGAAGCUCCGUAAAGCAGCAGCAGCGCCGUUCACACCGGCAGAGAUAGAGCCACAUUCAUCCGCUGCCUUUCUGCAGAUAAGACCCGGAAAAGCAGAUUAUUCCGACAGACCCCCUCCUCUGCCCUCUUAUUCCAGUGUGGGUGGUGGAUGAGUGAGGGUUGGUAUUUUUAGGUUUGUGCGCUGCCGUUAUCUGACGUUGCCUUUUCAACACCACAGAGGAGAGGAUGGUCAGAGAAGCUGCAUGACCUUGCUGGCCUCUGUGCAACUGCUUUCCAUUGCCUAUUGAUUUAUCAUACGAAUUAUUUAAAUUUUUUAUUAUUAUUGUUAUUAUUAUUUUUGUUACUGGUUUUUAAUAAACAUUAAUUCUACCUUA